This is a messenger RNA of Camelina sativa (false flax), 2050 nucleotides long. RefSeq names its product aspartyl protease family protein 1. Gene Ontology annotation, molecular function: aspartic-type endopeptidase activity. The record is from RefSeq and is a predicted model, not a curated record. NCBI's taxonomy places the organism in Eukaryota, Viridiplantae, Streptophyta, Magnoliopsida, Brassicales, Brassicaceae. Gene Ontology annotation, biological process: proteolysis.
UUGUCAACCUUGAGCUUCAGGGAAAGAAGACGAAGAUGCAAAUAAUGGCUACUACUCCGAUUAAACAAGUAUUUUUACUCCAAGUAUCAAAUCAACGUCUCUCAGCAUGUCUGGUACAAUGCGAACUAGUCAAGCUUUUGACUUUUUUUGUGGUUUCCUUACAUAUACGGGAUUUGUCCCGUUGUAUUCCGUUAUCUGAGAAAGCAACCGGAGUUUUGUUCCGGAGGUGUUUUUGUUUUCUCGGAAAAGCUCGGAGAUUGAAGUCAUGGACGUUGCACGCCAAGUGUUUGUGUUAUUGUCUGUGUUAGUGAUGUGUUGGGGUUUCGAGAGAUGUGAGGCUUCUGGGAAGUUCAGCUUCGAAGUUCAUCACAUGUUCUCUGAUACGGUCAAGCAAACUCUUGGGUUUGGCGAUUUAGUUCCGAAGGGAAGUUUGGACUACUUCAAGCUUUUGGCCCACCGUGAUCGGUUGAUCAGAGGUCGAGGUCUUGCCUCCAACAAUGAAGAACCUCCUGUCACGUUCAUGCGGGGAAACCGAACGAUUACAAUCGACCUUCUAGGAUCUCUACAUUACGCCAAUGUCUCUGUUGGAACACCAGCCACUUGGUUCCUGGUGGCUCUUGACACUGGCAGCGAUUUGUUUUGGUUGCCUUGCAAUUGCGGUUCCACUUGUAUCCGUGACUUGGAGGACGUUGGACUUUCACAGAGUCUACCACUCAAUCUAUACAGUCCCAAUGCAUCUUCUACAAGUUCAAGCAUUAGAUGCAGUGACAAGCGUUGUUUUGGAUCAGGAGGAUGUUCUUCUCCUACAAGUAUUUGCCCUUAUCAGAUUCCUUACUCUAGCACCACCGUCACUACAGGGACAUUGUUACAGGAUGUAUUGCAUUUGGUCACAGAGGACGAGGGUUUAGAGCCUGUCAAAGCUAAUAUCACGCUUGGCUGCGGUCAGAAUCAGACAGGUUUGUAUCGGAGAAGUGUGGCUGUGAAUGGUCUUCUUGGGCUUGGUAUGAAAGAUUACUCAGUUCCGAGUGUACUGGCAAAAGCAAAUAUCACUGCAAACUCUUUCUCAAUGUGUUUCGGGAAUAUUGUUGACUUUAUCGGAAGAAUCAGCUUUGGUGACAGAGGCUACACGGACCAGCUAGAGACACCACUAGUUCCUAUUAAAGCAAAUCCGACAUAUGCUGUGAAUGUGACCCAAGUAUCAGUGGGGGGAGAUGUUCUCGGGGUUCAGAUGCUAGCUCUCUUCGACACUGGCACAUCAUUUACACAUUUACUGGAGCCAGCAUAUGGUCUUAUUACCAAAGCUUUUCACGAUAAUGUCAAGGACAAGCGACGCCCGAUUGAUCCUGAGAUUCCAUUUGAGUUCUGUUACGAAACAAGUCCAAAUACUACAAGCUUUAAAUUCCCCAGAGUAAAUAUGACUUUUGCUGGAGGAUCCCAAAUGACUUUGAGAGAUCCGCUUUUCACAGUGUGGAAUGAGGACGAUUCCGCCAUGUACUGCUUGGCUAUCCUGAAGAGCGUGGAUUUCAAGCUUAACAUUAUCGGACAGAACUUGAUGUCAGGCUACCGCAUUGUAUUCGACCGGGAGAGAAUGAUUUUGGGUUGGAAGCGGUCUAAUUGGUUUGAAGAUGAAAGCUUGGAAUCUACAACUCCACCACCAGAGGUCGAAGCUCCUCCACCAAGUGUAUCCACUCCACCACCGACUCUUUCUCCUCCUGGUACUUCUGCUACACCACCCCUGAUCGAUCCUCGUAACUCCACCAGAAACCCUGGCACAGGCGGUGCAACCAACCUCACCCCUCUUGCAGCUGAACUCCUACUUCUCCUACCUCUUUUGGCCUUUAUUAUGUUCAUAUAAUAAUAAACCUCGAUUGAUGAGCAAAACAAUGCUCAGUAAGCUUAUUUCCCUGUUACAAUGUAUGUUAUUGUUGUCAAAAGUGAGUGCAUGGAGCAAUUGUCAAACUUGUUAGGAGAUUUGUUAAUGACUCUUGCUGCUUGGGUCCAAUGUGAUUGAAAUGAAACAGACUGGUAAUAAAAAGGGUAUUUUUGUAUA